UUGAAAGAUAUGCUGUCCGAUUCGAUUUUCCAUCGUCAGCGCCUGGACUCGGAAAAGGAAAACCGGAGGUCCUGGCUUCGUCAGAUAUUGUGCCUCAUUAACAACCAGCUCGCAGAGGCCUUUGUUCACGCACGUCUCAUAGAACCAUGGAUUGACGAGCCAGACACGCCACUAGAGCCUCGCGAGGUCCAGGCGUAGUACGCAGCAUAU
Molecule: messenger RNA, 210 nt
Organism: Baudoinia panamericana UAMH 10762
Lineage: Eukaryota; Fungi; Ascomycota; Dothideomycetes; Mycosphaerellales; Teratosphaeriaceae
Exons: 1
Coding region: 10-198 (62 amino acids)
Source: RefSeq, a predicted model, not a curated record